Molecule: messenger RNA, 681 nt
Organism: Aspergillus nidulans FGSC A4
Lineage: Eukaryota; Fungi; Ascomycota; Eurotiomycetes; Eurotiales; Aspergillaceae
Exons: 5
Coding region: 1-681 (226 amino acids)
Source: RefSeq, a predicted model, not a curated record
AUGUCGACAACAAAUGUGCGACCGAGCACUGCGAGCCACUUCUUGCACAACUCAGAAUCAUCCCUAGAAAAUACCACAAAGCUCUUAAUCGAAGAAGAGCCACCGUCUAACACAGAAUGGGCCAUUCUCUGUGACCACUUCACCAGCACCUGCGAGCUGGAGAUCAACAGCGGCUUCAACGAAGACCUCAAUGACAAACAUAUGCCUGUGCAAUGGCCGCUCGAGCGGUUGGUGUUGUCCGCCAAGAUCCAGUAUUUGAGCCGUCAAUCCGAUAUCCAGCUAACCAAUAUGAGCCAGCUAGGCAAGGAGUGGAUGGCAAAGAAGAAUAACGCCUCCUGUCUGACAGAGAAUUCCCCGCGCGAGCCAAAAGCCAAACCCAUUACAAGUGGGGGGAGCCAUCUACUCUCCAAGGAACCAUCAACCCUAUCCGGUCUUUACGCCAACUUCCCGCCAAACCCGACCAACCGCCAUUUCCGCGGCCAUGUUCUGCUCUGUGAGUCAGAUCUGUGGAAGGAGUGGGCUCUCUUCGGAAGCAAUCUCAUCAUUUAUCAAGCCUCCAUAGCGUUCCUUUACGCCAUAUGUACAAGUAUCAGGAGGGACGCCGGUGGCCACCUCGAAGAACUCGUAGAUUGGACAGAACUCAAAAACUCAUAUUCGCCUUUCCAAUGUUCAGUGAGAUAG